Molecule: messenger RNA, 1910 nt
Organism: Oryzias latipes (Japanese medaka)
Lineage: Eukaryota; Metazoa; Chordata; Actinopteri; Beloniformes; Adrianichthyidae
Gene: mnx1
Product: motor neuron and pancreas homeobox 1
Biological process (GO): spinal cord motor neuron cell fate specification; central nervous system development; regulation of DNA-templated transcription
Cellular component (GO): nucleus
Molecular function (GO): DNA-binding transcription factor activity, RNA polymerase II-specific; sequence-specific double-stranded DNA binding
Source: RefSeq, a predicted model, not a curated record
GCAUGGCACAGCCCCCUAUAGGAGGCUGCACCAAUCGCCUCCAUCUGACCAGAAUUAAGUGUCAAACGGAGCUCCUCUCUCACACUCUGGACCGCAUCAUAACUUUGGAGAGGUGGGAAAACCGCGCUGACAUUUCUUUCAGUUUCACAGGCGCUGCUACAGGGACGCGCAGCCGGUGACCCAUGGAGAAAUCCAAGAACUUUCGCAUUGAUGCGAUUUUAGCCGUCGAUACACCAAAGAUGCAGACGUCACCGCUCGCGCUUGUGACUUCUCUGUCUUCAUCCUCCUCUUCUCCCUCCAUCCCAACCUCUGGAAGCGUGGCAGCCCCGGAGCUGAGCACCAGCGCCGACUCUUUACGCGCUGAGACGCCGUCUCCUCCGAGGAUUUCCACCUGCGGGUUGAUUCCUAAGCCAGGCUUCUUCAACAGCCCGCACGGCAUGGUGGGACUGCACCCACAGAGCACCGCAGGGAUCCCGGCUCAGGCUCUUUACGGACAUCCCAUGUACACCUACUCCGCAGCUGCGCUCACAGGCCAACACCCUGCGCUGUCCUACUCCUACCCACAUGGCUCACAUCACCAUCACACCAGCGAUCCCAUCAAAUUAACAGCCAGCACUUUUCAGCUGGACCACUGGCUCCGCGUCUCCACUGCUGGGAUGAUGCUUCCAAAAAUGUCUGACUUUAAUUCUCAGGCCCAGUCCAACCUGCUCGGGAAGUGCAGAAGACCGAGGACAGCCUUCACGAGUCAGCAGCUGCUGGAACUGGAGCAUCAGUUCAAACUGAAUAAGUAUUUGUCCCGACCAAAGCGCUUUGAGGUGGCCACGUCCCUGAUGUUGACAGAAACGCAGGUCAAAAUCUGGUUCCAAAACAGACGCAUGAAGUGGAAGCGCAGCAAGAAGGCCAAAGAACAGGCCGCCCAGGAGGCCGAGAAGCAAAAAGGAUCCAAGAGCGGCCAGGAAAAAGCGGACGGACUCGAUCAGUCGGACUAUCACGCCAAGACAGACUCGAGGAACGGCAGAAUAAGAGACUUCCGGGACAGUGACGACGAGGAGGGCGACACGUUCCUCUACAACUCCUCAGACUGCUCUUCAGACGACGAGCGGAAUCACAACAGCGACAUCAGUCCGCAGCCGUGAAGCUGCGCAAAACAAGACGAACUUUUCUGUUUUUGGAAACACUUGCAUGUAAUUCAAUUCACUACCAUGGAACAACCGAAAUCAUGAGUUUAAAACUGAUGUUUUUGUAAGCAAUAACAGGCUCUCUUUUUUCCAGCAUCCUCCUGUUGCGCUCGGCUGUGAUCUGUGAAGCUGCAUGGCUCUAGGAUUUGCAGAAUUAACCUGAUUAUUUUUCCCGAAAAAUCUAACAUUUUAUUGCGUUUAUCUAUUUUUGUGCUGCCAAAUCUUUUGGUAAACCUCUUAUUGUUUAUUUUUCUAAAAUGUAUUUAAAAAUGGAACUCAUACAGGUGCAUGCAUAUUUUUUAGCCUCUCUCCAGCUGUCAAAACAUAAAAAUAAACUUUUAUAUCAAAGGUGACUGUAGCAUGAUUGUGGCCGCAGGCACGCAUGUAAAGAGGACAAGUGCUGCUGCAUGCAUGUCCUCUUUGAAGGCGCACAGUCCCUGGAUUCAUGAUUUAGUGGCGCAGCUUCAGCCAGCUGUUUUUUCCUCCUCUGACAGCUCGGGUCAUGGGAAUCACUGUUAAUAGCGCUGUCGGAUCUGUGCAAACGUGCAGCGAGAGCAAACAGCAAGUAGGUAGUGAGACGCAGGAAACAUUUCACACCACACUAGCAAUGGUCUCGUAUUAAUAAAACCCUUUAAAAGGCGUGCUCAGUGCGGUUUUGGCCGCAGGGUGAGGCCUGAAAUCAUUUUCAAGUCAUGACCUGACAAGGAAAAAUGUCAACAUUCAUCCAAGAGA